AUGAUUACAACUGCAUUGACAGAACUUCUGGGCAUCCGUGUUCCAGUAGUGCAAGGGGGUAUGCAAUGGGUCGGAAAACCUCCACUUCCUGCAGCCGUGUCGAACGCAGGAGGUCUUGGGUUAAUCACUGCACUUACCCAGCCUAACCCCGAAGCUCUGCGCACUGUGAUUCGUGAGACACGUGCAGCAACUGACAAGCCUUUUGGUGUAAACCUUACGCUUCUACCCUCAAUCAACCCACCAGACUACGAAGGUUUCGCGCGUGUGGCUGUAGAAGAGGGCGUUAAGAUAUUUGAAACAGCAGGGAACAAUCCGGGAAAGCUCAUCGAAUUCUUCAAGUCACAUGGGUGCAUUGUGAUACACAAGUGCACCACGAUUCGACAUGCCAAGUCUGCAGAACGACUGGGUGUUGAUGUUUUGAGUAUCGACGGUUUCGAAUGUGCUGGUCACCCUGGAGAGGAGGACAUUGGCGGCCUUGUUCUGCUUGCAAGAGCCGCGCAAGAGCUCAAGGUACCCUACAUUGCGUCGGGCGGAAUUGGAGAUGGCCGUGGAUUGGCUGCUUGCCUCGCACUCGGUGCUUCUGGAGUGAACAUGGGUACACGAUUCAUGUGCACAGUUGAGAGCCCUAUCCACCAAAACAUCAAAGAGAAGAUCGUUGCCUCCACCGAAUAUGAUACCACCCACAUAUUCCGUACCUUGAACAACACCUCACGCGUUUACAAGAAUGCAGUAUCAAAGCAGGUCGUUGCUCUCGAGCAGCGGCCAGGCGGGGCGAAGUUUGAAGACGUCCGCGAACUUGUCUCGGGCGCACGAGGCAGGAUUGUAUUCGAGAACGGUGACUCUGACUAUGGCAUUUGGACUGCAGGUCUUGUACUUGGUUUGAUCAAGGACAUCCCGACGUGCGAAGAGCUCUUGUCGCGCAUAGAGAGGGAGGCGGAAGAGAUUAUCGGUGGGAUGGCCAGGUUGGUCAAGGCGAAGGCUAAGCUGUAA
This is a messenger RNA of Suillus clintonianus, 990 nucleotides long. RefSeq lists its product as uncharacterized. NCBI's taxonomy places the organism in Eukaryota, Fungi, Basidiomycota, Agaricomycetes, Boletales, Suillaceae. The record is from RefSeq and is a predicted model, not a curated record. The transcript is spliced from 10 exons. Gene Ontology annotation, molecular function: nitronate monooxygenase activity. Bases 1 to 990 code for a protein of 329 amino acids.